AAUUAGGUACGCUAUCUCAACUAUAACACACCCUCUCUCUCCCUCUUCUCUCUCUGUGGUAGGGUUCUUCUUCACUUCCCUUUCUCAACCCAAAACCAUUCUUCAAUCUCUGCCAUGACCUAAUUCACAUAACUCUCCGCACACAUCACUUCGCGAAGCGCGUUCAACUUCGCCUCUUCACCGUUCGCGUUUCUCUCUUCCUUCAUGGAUGGCUUUGGUGCCGCUGCUCCCAGCACCGAUGAUCACAAAUCAUUAGGACAAACUUCCAAAAAUGGUGAAGUAUUUGAUGCAUCACAAUAUGCAUUCUUUGGGAAAAAUGCUGUUGAGGGAAUUGAGUUGGGGGGUUUAGAAGAGGAAGAUGAAUAUAAGGCCAUGCUUGCUGUGGAAUUCAACGAGGAAGAUUUAUUUCUCAAUAAAGAAGAGGCAGAGGAUAUAAGAUCACUUUCUGAUAUUGAUGAUCUUACUACAACUUUUUUAAAGUUGAACAAGGUUGUUAGUGGACCAAGAAGCCCGGGAAUUAUUGGUGAACGGGGAUCAAGAGAAAAUUCCUCUGCUUCUGAAUGGUCACAAAGGGAUGACGUUCCCUACUGGUUUGAUCAGCAAAGCUAUGACAGUGAAGGGCAAGGAUCUCAGGAUGGCAAUAGAUGGUCAUCACACCCCCAUUCUUCUCUAACUCAGCUACAUGACUCAAGACCCUUGUACAGAACAUCUUCAUAUCCUGAGCAGCAGCGACAGCUGCAACACCAACUCCAACAUUGCUCUAGUGAACCCGUACCUAACUGGUUUGAUCAGGCUUUUUAUGAUAGUGAAAAUACUGAGGAUGGAAAGCGGUGGUCAUCACAACCACAUUCCUCUACUGCCCAAUUACAAGAAUCAAAGACCUUGUAUAGAACAUCUUCUUAUCCUGACAAGCGACCAGAGCUUACUCGGUUUUCUAGUGAACCUAUUUUGGCACCAAAAUCCUCAUUUACAUCGUAUCCUCCACCUGGUGGUAGGUCCCAACAUUCUUCCCCAAAUCACAGUACAGGUCACUUGAACAUUCCUUUUCAUACUGGUGGAGCUCAGGUGGCUUUACCGUCACAAAAUCGUUCACAUUAUUUCAAUUCUGCGCUACAGUUGAGUGGACCAAAACAUGAAUCACAUUUUAGUGGAAAUGUGCGCCCAUUUACUACUAGCUCACCUCUAAAUUAUCGAAUGCAGAAUCCCUGGGUCAACCAAUCUGGGUUGUAUUCUGGAGAUCAUCCAAACCUCCUCAGUAAUAUGUUGCAGCAACAAUUACAGCAUCAGAGUGGAUCAUUAUCACCUCAUUUAUUGACCCAAUUGCAGCAGCAUAGACAUCUUCAUCCCAUUCACAAACCAGGACGCUACAUGUCAGGUUUCCAAUCCCAUUUAUUGAACCCUCAGCUUUCUUCUGGAUCAUCCAUGGUUAGCAAAUAUGAUCAUAUGCUUGGUCUUGCCGAUACCAGAGAACACAGGCCAAAAUCAACUCAUAAGGGUAAACAGAGUCAUCGUUUUUUGCUACAAGGUUCCGAUGCUAGUAGCCAGAAGAAUGAAAGUGGUUCACUACAGUUUAGGUCAAAAUAUAUGACUAGUGAUGAAAUUGAGAGUAUUCUUAGAAUGCAGCAAGCUGUGACUCAUUGCAACGACCCCUAUCAUGAUGACUAUUAUCACCAAGCUUGUCUUGCUAAAAAAGAUGGGGCUAAGUUGAAACAUUCAUUUAGCCCAACACAACUAAAAGAUGUUCCCGCACGAAUCCGUGCCAAUCUGGACACCCCUGGUUCUUUUCAGGUGGAUACUUUAGGGAGGUUUUCAUUCCUUGCUAUUCGUAGACCUCAUGCUCUUCUUGAAGUUGAUCCAUCAAAUUCUUCCACUAGUGGUAGUUCUGAGCGAAAUAUUUCAGAGAAGCCCCUUGAACAGGAGCCUCUGUUUGCAGCCAGAGUCGCAAUUGAAGAUGGUCUUUAUCUUCUUCUUGAUGUAGAGGAUAUUGAUCGUUUUCUAAAGUGUAAUCAACUACAAGAUGGUGGGACUCAAUUAAGACGAAGACGGAAGAUCCUUAUGGAAGGACUAGCAUCAUCUAUCCAACUCGUUGAUCCACUGGGAAAGAAUGGAAGCAAAGUUGGGCUUGGUGCUAAGGAUGAUGUUGUUUUCUUACGGUUAGUGUCUAUACCCAAAGGGCGUAAACUUGUGUCUAAGUAUCUUCAGCUACUUGGUUCUGGUAGUGAGCUUAUGCGGAUAGUCAGCAUGACCAUCUUUCGUCAUUUGAGAUUUUUAUUUGGUAGUCUACCAUCCGAACCUGAAGCUGCCUUGACUACAAGUAACCUUGCUAAGGUUGUUUGUAAGUGUGUUCAGGGAAUGGAUCUUGGUGCCCUAGGUGCUUGUCUUGCAGCUGUAGUUUGUUCCACAGAGCAACCUCCUCUACGCCCCCUUGGAAGCCCAGCUGGAGACGGUGCCUCCCUUAUUUUAGUAUCUGUUCUUGAGAGGGCCACUGAACUUCUUACUGAUCCCCAUGGUGCUGGCAGUUAUAUAGCUAAUCGUUCAUUUUGGCAGGCCUCAUUUGAUGAAUUUUUUGGCCUUCUCACAAUGUAUUGCAUGAAUAAGUACCAGAGUAUCAUGCAAUCACUGCUUGUACAAGGGACGCCUAAUGUGUCGGGAAUUGGAUCUGAUGCUGCUAAAGCAAUUAGUAGGGAAAUGCCUGUUGAACUCUUGCGUGUAAGUCUUCCUCACACCAAUGAUAACCAGAGGAAAUUAUUACUAGAUUUUGCUCAGCGCUCUGUGCCUGUGGUUGGAUUUAACAAUUAUACUGGGAGCAGUGGGGGUCAUGUGAACUCAGAGACUGUGCUUAGUUGAUAGUUGAUAGUUGUGCUGAUCUCAUCAACUGUACAACCUUGCGUCUGUACUUGUUGAGUAUAUAUGGAGCAAUCUGAAGUGGAAGUUGCUUCUGUGGCAAAUUCUCUGCCCCUUCUGUAUAUUUAUCAUAAUGCCAUAACAAUAUGGUUGCAUUGUGAUAUAUCUGCAAUCAGGCUCUCCGUGUAUCAUGAUAUAUUCAGCUUGAUCUGUUCCCUCUUGUCUUUUCUUUUUCUCAUGACAGGGGAGCUUACUUUGUUACUGUGUGGCUGGUAUAAACUCUUAGUGGUUAGCCUGUACAGGUUUAGGCACAUUUGAUUCCCAUGUUCCCUUUCUAUUAUAUAUACAAGGCGUGGGGUGGGGUGUAUUCAAAUUUACUUCUGAUAAAUAGGUCACCAUUCUGCUGGAAAUGGCUCUGGGUGCCAUGAACUUUACUGGGAAAACAUGUUUAAAAGUUGCUGGUGUACUGAAGAACAUAGGAACUAAUGUGGAAUAAAUUAUGUUGAUGCAUAAUUUUAUCUCAUCAUUUCCUAAAUUAACUUGCUGAUAUGUUUUCUUAUA
Messenger RNA from Vigna unguiculata (cowpea), 3405 nucleotides. Its product is annotated as protein PAT1 homolog. Lineage: Eukaryota; Viridiplantae; Streptophyta; Magnoliopsida; Fabales; Fabaceae. The record is from RefSeq and is a predicted model, not a curated record. Gene Ontology annotation, molecular function: RNA binding. Gene Ontology annotation, cellular component: P-body. Gene Ontology annotation, biological process: deadenylation-dependent decapping of nuclear-transcribed mRNA; P-body assembly.